Molecule: messenger RNA, 19131 nt
Organism: Onychomys torridus (southern grasshopper mouse)
Lineage: Eukaryota; Metazoa; Chordata; Mammalia; Rodentia; Cricetidae
Gene: Slc8a1
Product: solute carrier family 8 member A1
Exons: 11
Coding region: 129-3008 (959 amino acids)
Biological process (GO): cell communication; sodium ion transmembrane transport; calcium ion import across plasma membrane
Cellular component (GO): sarcolemma; postsynapse; axon
Molecular function (GO): calcium:sodium antiporter activity
Source: RefSeq, a predicted model, not a curated record
GCGCGGAGGAUUCAGGGCGCAAAGAGCUAAGUCCACCCGGAAAGCAAGCGGCGCAGCUGGGAAGCCAGACACCUCCACCCACUGGGCUCCUCUCACGGUUGGAACAUUUGGAAGUCACAUUGUACAACAUGCUGCGAUUACAUCUCUCUCCGACUGUUUCAAUGGGCUUUCGUCUGGUAACUAUGGUGGCUCUCUUGUUUUCCCAUGUUGACCAUAUAACUGCGGAGUCAGAGUCGGAAACAGGAGGAAAUGAAACCACUGAAUGUACUGGCUCCUAUUACUGUAAGAAAGGGGUGAUUCUGCCCAUUUGGGAGCCCCAAGACCCAUCUUUUGGGGAUAAAAUUGCUAGAGCAACUGUGUAUUUUGUGGCCAUGGUCUACAUGUUUCUCGGAGUUUCUAUCAUUGCCGACCGAUUCAUGUCCUCUAUAGAAGUCAUCACAUCUCAAGAAAAGGAAAUAACCAUAAAGAAACCCAAUGGAGAGACCUCCAAGACUACAGUAAGGAUCUGGAAUGAGACCGUGUCAAACCUGACCUUGAUGGCUCUGGGAUCUUCUGCUCCCGAGAUUCUCCUGUCAGUCAUUGAAGUUUGUGGCCAUAACUUCACAGCGGGGGACCUUGGUCCCAGCACCAUUGUGGGAAGUGCUGCCUUCAACAUGUUCAUCAUCAUUGCACUUUGUGUUUACGUGGUCCCUGAUGGAGAGACAAGGAAGAUUAAGCAUUUGCGUGUGUUCUUUGUGACAGCAGCCUGGAGCAUCUUCGCCUAUACCUGGCUUUAUAUAAUUCUGUCGGUCAUCUCUCCUGGUGUUGUGGAGGUCUGGGAAGGGUUACUUACAUUCUUCUUCUUUCCCAUCUGUGUUGUGUUCGCUUGGGUAGCAGACAGGCGGCUUCUCUUUUACAAGUAUGUCUACAAGCGAUACAGGGCUGGCAAGCAGAGAGGGAUGAUUAUUGAACAUGAAGGAGACAGACCAGCUUCCAAAACUGAAAUUGAAAUGGAUGGGAAAGUGGUCAACUCUCAUGUUGACAAUUUCUUAGAUGGUGCACUAGUCUUGGAAGUCGAUGAGAGGGACCAAGAUGAUGAGGAAGCAAGGCGUGAGAUGGCAAGGAUUCUGAAGGAACUUAAGCAGAAGCAUCCAGAGAAAGAAAUUGAACAAUUAAUAGAAUUAGCCAACUACCAAGUCUUAAGUCAGCAGCAAAAAAGCCGAGCAUUUUACCGGAUUCAAGCUACGCGCCUGAUGACUGGAGCUGGCAACAUUUUGAAGAGGCAUGCAGCUGACCAAGCAAGGAAGGCUGUCAGCAUGCAUGAGGUCAACACAGAAGGAUCUGAAAAUGACCCAGUCAGCAAGGUCUGCUUUGAACAAGGGACAUACCAAUGUCUAGAGAACUGUGGUACUGUGGCUCUCACCAUUAUCCGCAGAGGGGGUGACUUGACCAAUACUGUGUUAGUUGACUUCAGAACAGAAGAUGGUACAGCCAAUGCUGGGUCUGAUUAUGAAUUCACUGAAGGGACUGUGGUCUUCAAACCUGGGGAGACCCAGAAGGAGAUCAGAGUCGGCAUUAUUGAUGAUGACAUCUUUGAAGAGGAUGAAAACUUCCUUGUGCAUCUGAGCAAUGUCAGAGUCUCUUCUGAAGCUUCAGAAGAUGGCAUACUGGAAGCCAAUCAUAUUUCUUCCCUUGCUUGUCUUGGGUCACCCUGCACGGCAACUGUAACCAUUUUUGAUGAUGACCAUGCAGGCAUCUUUACAUUUGAGGAACCAGUGACUCACGUGAGUGAGAGCAUUGGCAUCAUGGAGGUGAAGGUUUUGAGAACAUCUGGAGCACGAGGAAAUGUUAUCGUUCCCUAUAAAACCAUUGAAGGGACGGCCCGAGGUGGAGGAGAGGACUUUGAGGACACCUGUGGAGAGCUCGAAUUCCAGAACGAUGAAAUUGUCAAAACAAUUGCAGUCAAGGUAAUUGAUGAUGAGGAGUAUGAGAAAAACAAGACCUUCUUCAUUGAGAUUGGAGAGCCCCGCCUGGUGGAGAUGAGUGAGAAAAAAGCCCUGUUAUUGAAUGAGCUUGGUGGCUUCACACUAUCAGGAAAAUACCAGUCUGGCCAACCUCUCUUCAGGAAGGUUCAUGCUAGAGAUCAUCCGCUUCCCUCCACUGUAAUCACCUUUUCAGACGAAUAUGAUGACAAGCAGCCACUGACUAGCAAAGAGGAAGAGGAGAGGCGCAUUGCCGAAAUGGGGCGCCCCAUCCUGGGAGAGCACACCAGGCUGGAAGUGAUCAUUGAGGAGUCUUAUGAAUUCAAGCUUUUCUUCAGUGGGAAUCCAAGGGUUCUGCGUCACCUGCCACAGCAGGGGGCUGCCGUUUCUGGAGGGGAAGAUGAUGAUGACGAUGAUUGCGGGGAGGAGAAGCUGCCCUCCUGUUUUGAUUACGUGAUGCACUUCCUCACAGUGUUCUGGAAGGUGCUGUUUGCCUUCGUCCCCCCGACAGAAUACUGGAAUGGCUGGGCCUGCUUCAUCGUCUCCAUCCUCAUGAUUGGCCUCCUGACAGCCUUCAUUGGAGAUCUGGCUUCCCACUUUGGCUGCACCAUUGGUCUGAAAGAUUCCGUGACUGCGGUGGUGUUUGUCGCCCUUGGAACCUCAGUGCCAGACACAUUUGCCAGCAAAGUAGCAGCCACCCAGGACCAGUACGCAGAUGCAUCCAUAGGCAAUGUCACUGGAAGCAAUGCUGUGAACGUCUUCCUGGGAAUCGGCGUGGCCUGGUCUAUUGCUGCCAUCUACCAUGCAGCCAACGGGGAACAGUUCAGAGUGUCACCUGGCACCCUAGCUUUCUCAGUCACGCUCUUCACCAUUUUUGCAUUCAUCAACGUGGGGGUGCUGCUGUAUCGGCGGAGGCCAGAAAUAGGAGGUGAGCUGGGUGGGCCCCGGACUGCCAAGCUCCUCACAUCCUGCCUGUUCGUGCUCCUGUGGCUAUUGUACAUUUUCUUCUCUUCCCUGGAGGCCUACUGCCACAUAAAAGGCUUCUAAAGGAACGAUCAGAUAUAGUAAAUUUAUAUGUAUACAUAUAUAUACAUAAAAAAUUAUGUAUAAUGAACAGAGGAAACUGACAUUUGUCAUGUUCACUUAACCUGCUGAUGGAAUCCAGCUUCAAGAGCAUACUCUGUACUAGGGCGGAAGUCAGAAACCACCAUCUCCCAUUCCCGGGGCAUCAUCGUGUUGAACAAGGCGUGGAGGCGGGGCCAUCUUGCAUCUCAGCCUAGAAGGGCUGGACUCUCUCCAAGUUCAUAAACGGUUGAGGCUUUUAUUUGUUCUUUCUUGUUUUGUUUUGUUCCCGAUGGGGUCGGGGAGGUGGCGGUUGGCUUUUGAUUUGGUUUGGUUUUACUUUGUUCCGUUUGGAGAGCCAGGAUCCUACUUCUCUUUAUGGGAAGCCGUGAUCCACCCAACAGUGAAUGGAUGUGGGAUCAAUAUGGAAGCCAUUAUGAUUCUCUCCUCACCUCCUCCAAACACUUUACACAUUACUUUGGAUUAAGGAAGGAGCUGGGCAUUGGAUGAAGAAAGAAGCCACAUCUUUACUAUAUUACCAAAUUUUCUGCUUAUCUCUGAGAUGUGAACAGAGGUGAUCUGCCUCAAGGAAGCAAAGCAUGGGAACUGAAAUGGAGCCAGGAAAAGCCAUGAUUCUAGAUGUAGCUAAGGAAAUGGUGCCUGGUACUCUUGUUCAACAGGCACAGGGAUAACGUGCCUAGAUUCCCAGGAACACACAGAACUCUUCAUCCCUUAACCUCUUUAGCUCUGAACUGUGAUUAGCAAGACCUUUAUUCCUUCCAGCCCAGCUAAUUCCCCAGGUAUCCCAUCCCAGACCUCCUCCUGCCCAACACCCAACCCCUGCAAGCAGGAAUAUUAACCCCAUCCAAAAAAAAAAAAAAGAAAAGAAAAAAAAAAAAGAAAGAAAGAAAUAUAUCAUCAUUUUGGUCAUCACGUGUGUCCAGGCCCUGUGUUGCUGUUGCCUGAGAUUUUUUCCAUCCCUUUUAUUUUCCAUGGCCUGCACAAUCCUGUUCCAGUCAUGACUGAACAUUUGCCCUCCUUCAUAUGCCUGUUUGGGAAUGUUGUUGUGAUCCCCAUUACACAGUGCAUGGACAAAAAAACAAAUAAGACAAAGAGUAUCUGUAUAUAGUAGAGUAUAGCAAAUACCGUUCUCCCAUUCAGCGACGGUGAUUGGACAUUGAAGACGUAAGUGAUUUUCUUCCCACCUGAGUUGUUACUUUUGAGUUGUUCCUGAGUUUGAAUACCAGUAGGGGGAAAAAAAGAAAAGAAAAGAAAAUGGCUUAAUGUUCAUGAAUUUCCAAGAAGCAAUAAUUGUCCAUGUGAGGAGAGAUUAAAGUUAUUGAGAGGACCGCAGGAAAACGACAGAGGUCUCCAUGGGAUUUUAGCCAUCUAGAACAUAUCAGAGGCCUCCACGAUUCACCCAUCAUUAAUUCAGGCAGGCCAAAGAGAGAGGCUUGGGAGAAAAGUGGAUCCUGUGGGUGUGCCUGGACUUUGAGAGCCACUUUUUCCACACUACCCCUCCCCCAAAGUAUUUAUUGCACAUCUGCUCUGUCUGGCACAGACGGUGGAUAGUGCGAGUUCCUUUUAUUUUUCUAUGUAGAAGGCUGGUUUGAGCCCUGCUUCAUUCACCUUCUAGACCCUGACUUCAUUAGCAACACCUGAGUGGAAAAAAAAAAAAAAAAAAAAAAAAAACAGGGUGACCAGUAGGCCUCUUAGAAGUCCCCUAUGUAUGAUGCAAAGAGGAGAUGAGUCAAAGGGACCUAGGCCUCCCAGGAGGAUUGCACUGGGGAUCUUUAACCCUUGGAAGGAAACAGCUCUUUCUGUACAAAAACACCAAAGAGCAAAGAAAAAUCCAACAUUCCAAAAGUAGUGAUUCCACUAAUGAGGGAAAAUGGAAUGGCUUUGCCCAUCUCUCAGAGACUUCUCUGAGACCUCUGUGGCCCUUUGCAUUGAUUCAAAGAUACUUAAGAAAAUGUUGCUGAGACCUCCUUUCUCUUCUUCCACUGUGAUCAUAGCUGUCCAUUAUUUAAUAAACAUUUUAGUGACUGAGUGAAUAGUUAGAUACCUGUUACCCAUUCAAUAGGCCAGGUAAUAUACUACCUCCUGGUAGCUGAACAGUGACCAAGACAGCCCAGAUUCCCACCCCCAGGGGAUAUGUAGUGGAUGGGAUUCCUAUUCAGAUUGUAAGAGUUGACCUAACCAUACUGAAAGGGUUUUAUCUUGCAAGAGAAAAAUAAUUAUGACUUGUUUUUAACACAAUCACAUUAAAAUUGCACAACAGAAGCAGUUGACCAAAUGCUCAUUUUUUUUCUUGAAAGAAUGUAAUGUUUAGCUUUGGAAAAGCACACUUUAGCCUUGGCCAACUGGUAGGUUUGUUCAUCUUCCUACUUUAGACCAAGACGGGUAAUCAUGAUGAUGACCGGAACCUGUUUUUAAUCUAGGUGGCAAUGAUACCUUUUUCCAUAACAAGAUACCACAGCCCACCAACAAUGGUGACACUGGUGACCUCAGUGGUACAUUCUAACUCAUCUUGUUUUCAUUUUUUUUAAACUUCAUUUUAGAUUUUAAAAGUGGAAAGCUAGCCUAAAACUACUAAGUAAAUACAGCCCAAGGAUAUACAUGAUUAAAACAUUAGAAAGGUUUUGCACUGUUUUGUUUGUUUGGUUUGUUUGCUUGUUUGUUUUACAUUCCAUCUUUGGAAUGUCAAUUAUCCUGUAGUGGAUUUUCACAGAGAACUUCCCAAGAAAUUCUUGCUGUUGGUCAGCUUCAAGGUUCAAGUUUUUUUCGUUUGUUUGCCUGGUCAGUCUUCAUGCUGUAGGGAAAAUAUGAUUCUGGAUGUUCAGGGUUGUUAAUUAUUAUGUGUAAAAUGAUUUCAUUUUAUUGGUUUGAGUAUUCUAUUUUGUGUGUAUUGUGCACAGCUGUAGGGGGACAGGCACUCCCAGUGCUGUUCCUUAAAAUUGGUACACAUUAUUGACACGGAAGAAAAAAAAUAAUAAAGUUUCUAAUUGUUUGUGAUUUCAUCACCAGUGGCACAGCAUAGUCUGUUCUGAGGAAUGCCUCCCCUCAUGAUCACCUACUCCAUUCUCCAUUGUUUGUUUUUAUGUUCUGAAGAAAUAAAGACCAAAAAGGUAUCAUUGUGCAUGUGGUAUCCUCAUCUAUGGGAAAGGAGACAACCAGAAUUCAGGGGUGAGCAAAUGUCAGCUCUUUGGUCAUGCAGUGUUCUCAUUUAAAUGUCCCAAGAGUGGCACAUGGAGUCUGAGUGUCUAGCUGUCCUGUGAUGCUGUGAUCAACAUUGGGUGUGCCUUGUUUCCACUGCUUUCUCGCCUUUUAGUUUGAUUCUAUCUUCUUGCUUUCUACACCCAAGAACAUGGACUCAAACUAUGAUUGGUCAGGCAACUUUCAGCACACAGCAUGAUAUACAAAAUCAUGUAGCCCAUCACAAUGGUUAUUGGAAGAACAGUUACUUCCCAAGGGACAAGCAGAUUGCCCACUUAGUAUUGUGUAUUGUAUUUCUUCUUGCUCCCAGGACAGCUUAUGUGUUAUGUUAUUAAUUUCCAGCUCUAUGAAUUGUAUAAGUUACUGACUUUCCUAUCUCGUACAAUCAAAAGAGCACAGAAGAGGUGAAACCAGACAUAGAAUAGGAAUUGUGGGAAAAGAAUAGUGUCCUCUUACCAUGGUACAUUCUUGACAGACAGUAGGUGCAUGAAAAUGGCACUCUGUCCAUCUAUCAUCUUAAAGAUUCCCACAGAAUCUUUCGUCACAGCCUCAUGUGGGCAUGUGUGGCACAUUUUCAAGGGGGAAGAAAAUAAGGUACAACUUGAAUACUCUUCUUGAGUCAAAGAAUCGAUAUGCCUCCUGAAUAUUGAUCUUUAAUUUCAUAUCAAAUUGGUAGCCAGUGUUUACUGCUUGGACAAAGAGCAAAGUGAGUACUAUAGUGGGGAUCCUUGACUAUUUAAUAGACUUCAGCCAAAUUCUCGAGUGCUUAGGAGCAAACGUUCACAAUGAUCCAGUGCUCCCAACCAGGAAGCUUUCAGAGAACCUUGCCUUCUAUAGUAUAAACGCACUAAGUUUUUGUGGCUGUUGCUUCUCAAAUAUAAGAUGACAGCAUAAACAUGCUGUCUGAAACAAGCCUGAGGGAUGGACAGGUAGCUCCUUGCAUCUCACCAGCAUCCUCUCCCCAAGAAGUGAUCUCAGUACAAAUAGAAAUGCAUUGUUCCCAUCAUCCUUUCCACACCGGGCCUUCCUCAUUAGAAAGUCCAUGUUUUCACACUUCCGGGCUUAAGCUCUCAAAAGAAAAUGAGAGCGGCUAGUUUGCUCUCACAUCUGACACCUUUGUCGAAGAAAUUAGAGUCCCCCCCCACGCCCCCACCUCUUUUUCUAAAGCAACUCAGCUUCAAGAAGACUUCUUUCAUUUUCCUUCUGAGCUGAAAAAUGUGGAAUCCAUCUCUCGAUUUUGAUUUUCCUUUUCUGAUCUUGGGAAACUAUACCCAGAGCAAGUCGUGGCUGUACCUUCAUGACCUUAAGAACGUGUAGCCAUUUCACCAUUGACAAUGUAUGUACGUCCGAACUUACAACUAUAAUCUAGCAUGCUCUAUAAGAAUCAUGCCUCUUGGACAAGGCAUUCUAACCACUGGCAAAAACUAGAAAGUGUGACUAUCAGGUUUGCAAAUAAGUGGUGUGUCACAGAAAAGAGAUGUGCGAAAUCCACAUUUAUCUUCCUGAGGACAUGUGUUCUUGUGAAUAGAUUCAUUAAUGUGUGUUCAUGUCUCCCCACAUAUUUUAUUUGAUUUCUCUUGUAAUGGAUUGGGGAUUUUGCUGUUCUUUUCAAACACUAUUAUUGCCAUAGCCAUUGUUUUCACACAGGCCCGCACAUUGCAAAGGUUGGGUAGUCCUGAUGGUACUGUAUCGCCAGGGAUAUCGUGGAAAAGCAGCAUAACUGAAAUAGUUAGGUGUUUCAUUUUUAAUUCUUAACCAGGCCAUGGAUAACAAUCUCCCAAAGCAGAGAAUGUCCUUCCCACAGAAGGGCCAACCACUGAGAGGUAGAAUUCCUAAGAGAGGCAGGGGAUGCUUUUGCUGUCCAGUCCAUAGGGAAUGGUAACUCUCCAGCCUGCUGUGACAUUACCUCAGCCUGCCAAGGUAUCCAAACAGAUGCACUUGGAGAAUCCCCAGAUUUUCAGUUUUGUCAAAGGUUCUCCAUUUCCACUGCCUCAAGGGACAUUUACACAUCAUGAGUUCUUUUUGAUGUACUUACUUUUAGCGAAGAGCGUCACUUCAGAGUGCAGACUUUCCUUGCCACAUUGUCCAACUUUCGUCCUUCUUCAUUGGCCACUCUUAGUGCACUCAAUAAACUUUGUGGCGCCCGCUGUUACUGCUCAGCAAUAGGGGAAGACUCGUGCUACAAGGAAUUGCUCAGGAAUUUUUCUUCCAAGAGCGAACUUGUCAUGGAAAAUCAACUAGGAUGACUUUUCACACAGACAGCAGAUUUUAGAACAAAGUGUAGUAUCUCCACAAAUGCUUGGGGUAUGUGGUACCCUAGAGUGACAUGCUAAUUCACUAAUGUCUUUUGGGGUCAUAUUUAUCAUGCCCAGUGUCCAUCUCCCAGCCUAUUCUAUCAAUAAAUACAGAGUGGGAAAGAACAGUAAAACAUAUGUCCCCAAACCCCAUGAAGAGGUUUCUCUAAAGGUGCCAUACAUAAACACAGAAAAAUCAAUAUGACUCUAAGAACCAUUAUGAGAGGCUUGAGUGUUUCACUGGUUACUGUGUUUCGGGUAGGCAAUGUGUAGGAAAACUCACAUUAAUGACCAAAUAGACCAAGAAAGAAAUGACCAAAUUUCAGGGUUACUGGAUCUGCUUUCAUAGUUCAUGCACAGAGCCCACCCCUAAUAAUCUGUGUGCUACAAAGACAGGUAUACUCUGCCAAAUCUAAAAAUGUGCCAGAGGCAGGGAAAGCUGAUUAUCGGGAUGACUCUACAGCCCUCUCUACCGGCACUCCUUGCCAGUGAGUGUACCAUGUGCAGAACUGCUUCUUAGACUCCCUUGCACACAUGUAGCAGAGGAGAUCAGUGAUCCCAGGAAGAGAUCUUUUCUCAAAGUGUGGUUGUUCAUUUGCAAUGUCCCACAUCCAUUGUGAAGAUCAUAAUCCAGAGUUUUCUUUCCACACAAGAGAACUACCCCUAUGUAUUAAAUGUAUUAAAUUAAACCAAAUAUGGAACCGCUUCAGAAAAUAUUUCACCAAAGAAAUAAACUAGGUAGUGCUUUGGUGAUAUGAGUCAUAUGACCGUAAUGGUUGCUUGUGUGAAAAAAAAAAAUAUGAGACCGUGAAUCUUUCUCUACUUUGCUACAUUCAUUUUAGCAAACAUUAGACUUGAAAAAUAUCCCAAAGAAAAAUCUUAGUUUAUUCAACUGUAUUGCAAUAAUGCUCAUAGAAUCAAGUUGUAUGAUUAAGAUAAUGAUGUGAAUUAGCUACACUUUGACAAGAUUAUAUUUUUUAAAUGAAAUAGUUUGGCACAAAGAACAUGUGUUAAGUAGGAUUUCAUAAUGUAUUACCCUUAUUUAAGAUAUUUGAAAGUCAUUAGCCUUAAGUAAGAAAGAUUCCCAGUCUCCUGAGACAACUGUAUAAUUUAAACUCAUUCUCCUGUUUGACAUGAAAAUCAAAGCUGGGCAUAUAUAGUUUUUUGCUUGGACAGCUAAAGAAAAGUAUGCUUUUGGCAUACUUUCCAUGUCAUUGAAUUAUUUUAUGGAAUACAUUAGAGCUGUGCAGAUGUCUCAUAAAAAUAUUUUUCAAGAAUUUCCUUCCAUUUUUAAAUAUAUAAUGCUUUUAAAUUACUCACCUUGGUAAUGUAAUACUUCCCCCCUUUUAAAAGAGGACUCCAUUUUGAUAUUGUUACUAACAUUUCAGGAUUAAUUAUAAUGUUGAAUCGAUAUAUGGGAUGGGACAUUGAACUUGAGUCUAGCCCCCAUAACCACGUGGUCCAGGCAGCUCUACCAGUAGUUAAAUGUUUCUGAAGGGCCUGCAUUCUUGGGUAAAACUAAUGUGAAUGUUGCAUUUAGUCUUUUUUCUACCAAAGGAUUGCAUUUUAACUGGUGCAAAACAAAGUUCGGAGUAUUUGGAUGACUAGCUGCGAGAUUCUUUCUCUUGAAAUUGGACAUUGUUUCAACACUGGCUCUCCCCUCUCCUAUUUCUCCCACACCAUACAGAUAUGUACAUUAAAAACAAAAAUAACUUUCACAUGUCCAGUAACCAGAACUGCAUUCUACAUAACUAGGGUUGCCCAGAAAUUCAGGUCAACUUAGUUUCUUUCAUAUCAUAUCUCUGUCAUGAAUGGAAGAAAGUGCAAAUAAGGAGUGUUAUUCUUAAAGGUGUACAUUCCAAGUUGUUCAAGAACUGUUCAGAAUAAGAGGUAUUCUUCUCGAAACAGAUAUAAAAAUAUUUUAAAAAAAAAUAAGAAAUUCAUUUUUAUGUCUUUUAUUUAGCCAGCAUUUCAGAUAGGAAGCCUUUAGGGUUGAUUUGGUUCUGUCUGCUUUUUUGAAUGAAUGUCAAAAACAGCUCUUGAAAAAAAAAAAACAAAUUCUGGUCAAGGCCAAAUUCUGGAAGUUAAUAGGAUGGGAUUUUAUAUUUUCGCUGGAGAGAUGGUACCAAGCAGGCAGGCAACCAUGUAUCAGUUAAUACUUUCUAGAAAUGUAUUUUGGCAUGAUGGGAGAUACAGAGGAGGGGGGUCUCACCCAAUCUGUCCACAGAUAUUUUGUCACCCAGUCUGUGGAUCCUUCACUAGCUCUGGCUGAGGUUAGACACCCUCAACAGAGCCAACUCCCUCCCCACAACCUUUAAUCUGUUGAUCGUCUUGUCGCUGCCAUUUCUCCUCCGAAAUCCGACUAGCCCGGCCAAAGAGUUGCCCAUGAGACUUCUCAAGGGUCCUCCCAGGGCAAGGCAUGGAGCUGAAUGUGUGCAAAGCCCUUGGAAAUCAUUUACAGUUCUUAUCAUUAAGCCCUCAAAAAAUGUUUGUCUUUGAAACUCCAGGAACAGAGUUCUGCUGUCAUCAGUGUCUUAUAGGAACUCUAAUGGUCAUGCCAUUGGUCAAGUGAAAAGAAAGAUUGCUUUGUUACUGCUUAGGAUUCAUUUCACCCUGCUUCAGAGCUUCCACUAAUCAAUAUCAGCUUUUACAGCCAGUAGCAUUCUGUCUUUCCCUCAAAUUUAGAAUCGUUUUAUUUAAAAAAAAAAAAAAAAAAAAAAACCACUCAGAAUUAUUUUGGGUCUCUUUAAAGGCGUGACAAAAUAUUUAAUAAUUUUUCAAAACCAAAACAGAAGGAAGGAAGGGUCUGCAGAAGCUGCUGGGUUAGCGAUGAUGACAGGGUUUUUGUUGGGCUGUCUUGAUGUUUUGCCCUUCUUGGUAACUUUAUAUUUACCCCAUUCCCAGUGGAAUGUUCUCCAUACUCAGUCUAUAAGGGGAUACAGAAAGAGCAUUGGUCUCCACUUUCUAUCUUUUUAAAUCCUCCCAGGGAAAGAGAACAGCUAUUUCAGAGCAUAUAAUGUAGGGGGCAGGGGAAUGCCAAGUACUUCACUGGUUGAACCAGAAGCUUUGAACGAAAGCACACAUCAUUUUGACUGUCUCUAAAUUAAUACUGUGCUCACUAAACAGCUGACAUAAAAUGGGUGGAGCUCGACCAAUAUCAAAUGGGUGAUUACAGAUUGACAAGGGACCAGAUAGAAGUCAAGCCAGAGACACAGAAAAUGAGCCAGUUUAACAAAGCCUCCAUCCACGAUCACUCACUGACUUCCCUCUCAGGUCAAACUUCAAAAAAUAAUACCCAGUCUAGCCACAGUCACUCAGUGACUUCCCACUCAGUUCAAACUUUGAAAAAUAAUAAUAAUUCAAUCUAGGCAGUGGAGCAGUUUCAAAAUCAGACUUUGUAUCUUGGACACAAACUCAUAAACUUCAAGCAUUUGUUUUGAUAAAAUGUUAUAGUAAGUAUCACAAGGUAAGGUAAAGAAUUAAAGGCGGAUGAUUUAAAACAAUUAACACUGGCCCUGGAUUUAAUCAGAUUCCAAUUACAGCCUUCUAAUUAAAUUAACCUUUCAUUUUGGUCUAAGGAUAUUUUAUGAAUGUGAGAUUAUUUAACAGGGUCAUUCUAAAACUGAUCAAAGAUCUUCCCUUUAAGAAAAAUAGAAAUAAUGAUUUUCUUAAUUUUCACAUUCUGUCUUUCACCAUGAAGAUGAAUGGGUUUGAACUCCACCAGCACAUUCCAGAGUCUUCUAUGAGCCAGUCACCAUGUAGGACUGGUUAGUUAGCAUUUCAAGUUGUGGAAAGCUUGUUCUUGGUGUCAAUUACUUUGUCAUUAUUGAAGUUCCUUCUACUAACUACCUACAUUGAACGUCCUUGACGUGGUGGCUUCUGGCUCCUCUCUGAGCUAAAACUGCGCUCCUCAUCAAUUGACAGCCUCUAGAGAAGAGGACCUUAGCUUCUCUCUGAGUACACAGUGCUCUCUCUCUUCACGUGAAUGCUCAGUCAUCAUCAGAGAGGAGACUCAAAGGCUUUCUCUUCUGGAAAGGUAGAUAGAUCUAUUUGUUUCAGAAAGUUAUGAACCUUCAGAUCUCUCCGGCUUUGAAUCUUCCCAUUGCUACAGGAGGGAUGGAUGAUGUCCUUGUUUUCCAGAACACAUCAAGCCCCUCUGUGGUCAGUAGCUUCCUGGUUCCUUCCUCUGGUAGGCAUGGGCCAAAGAUGCUUCACAUUGCCAACCAGUUGUUCCUCCUUGUACUCAAUUAACAGAACAAGUGCCCAGCCAGCUGAGCCACAUGCAUCUGGGAGGAACUUACCAAUUUAUUUGAAAAUAAUUACUUAUACACUGCUGGGCUGAGGGUAUGGGAAGUUUCCUCCAUUUGAAGUAGCACCUAAAAGGUUGGAAUGGAUUUCAACUCAUUGACCUUCUGAAGGCCAAAUCCAUUCUUCUUCUAAGGGUGACCUUUAAGUUUCCACAGUGUCUCACAGCAAUUCCCCUUUCGUUUUGCAUUCCUUAAGCUUCCCAGCAGAUUGGAGAAAGAAAGAGAUUGUCAGCACUGUUUUCUACUAAGCUAUAUGAAAUUAUAAACAAGCUGCCCAGCGGCCAGCAGCCCACCCCCUCCAAGUUUAUUUAAAGGUACAAGUAUUCUAGAGGAAAAUGAAAAAAAGGGGAUACCAUUUGUUACAGAUUCAAUUGUCUGUUAAAUACCCUCUUUGUUAUGGAGAAAUGACUACUGCAAAAGAUUUCACAGAAAGACUUCUUAAAUCAUAACCAUAGCGAUUACCUGGACUGCCACAGCCACAAUGCUUCCUUGGUGAUCUGAAAUGGCACAUAAAACACAGAAAAAGCAUGUAGACAUUUUCACAAGGAAAGGAAGGGAAAAAAAAUAAUAACAGAGCUCUGCUUAUGUAAACAAAGAAUAUUUCCGUGGAAUGAAUGUAAGCUUUCUCUUGAAGGAAUCCCAAUUGGAAUGUCUUAAGAAAUGACAAAACUGUUUCAACAUCAGUGGGAGUAAAGAGUCCCAGCUUUAUUAGUCCUGAGCCACAAAGCCAAAUUUGUGAGGGGGAAGAGAGGGGUAACCAAACAUGACUGACACAUUGCAACAGAUAAAAUGGCUUGGUGAGCCUCAGCGUAGAGAGGAGACAUUUAAAUGGGUAAUAUUUUUGUUCCAAGUACAAUCAUUUCUGUGACUGCUGCUUGGGAAUAAAAAUAUCCUUCCUUUUCUCAUUAUAGGUUUCCAUCCAGAGCUGCCGUUCGGUUGCAGUAAAUGCACCAGAUUUUUAAAUGGCAAUGAUUCUGUCACAUCAAAUUUGACCUCUAUUUCACUUUUGAUUAAGAAAUAGUAAACUGCAAAAAAAAAAAAAAUAGUGUUUCAUCUUUGUAAAAAUAUGCACCAUAGGCAUUUUCUGCUGGUGACUGCCUUAAGCAAUCCAAGUUGUGCUGUCAAUCAAAGAGAAGUCUUUGCUUAAGGAAGAGAAUCCCCUUCCCCCCAACAAACUCAGCCUUCCUUCCAUUCCCACAAAUGCCUGUCAAUCUCCCUCAACCCCUGCCAGAGCCCCACCUCUUCAGCUGACCCAGGUCUUCCAGCCAAGCAAAUGGCAAUCUCUAAUUCUGCCUGCUGACUGGCUUGUCCACCUUAACUUGUGCUCACCUGAAAGCCCAGAAUGUCCCUUGAAACCUUCCCUCUCUUCAAUCUUUUCCAGAAGCUCUUGGGAUUAAGAAACUUUCACAGGGAUUUCACUGAGAAAUCAACAACUCAUUUGUUUGUGUUCAGCCAAGAAACUGUGAACAAAUUUAGUCACAGCGUUAAUUACCCUGAAGUAAUAAGGUGACUGUCACCUAAGUGGAGGAAGAGAACUGUAACAUUAUUACGAAAAUAAUAUUAUAUGAAGAAAGACUGUAGACUUUUCUAGAAAUGGACUUUCAGGGCAUCAUGCUUAAUAACGUAGAAAAUUAUAUAGGGAGGCCAGAGCAUAGAACAUGGGUUAGAAGGGUUAGAAUUACAUUUGAUAGACAUGUUUAUUGUAUAUGUUGAUAUAUUGUUGAUAUAUUGAUAUAUAUAUUGACUUUCUAAACCUAAAACGGUCUAUAAUUAAACCAACACCCGUGGAAUCUAGCCCUUGCCACUUGAGCUCCUGGAGAGAAAAUUCAGUAUUGAUCUCCCCAUCCCACAUGGAAAAGCUUUGAUGUGAGAAAGCAAUUAGGGUGACAAGAGACACACUAUAUAAAGAUUAUUUUAGAAUAAGCAACCACAGCGAUUCUUAAAAGUUUGGUCUGCAGCCAAGCCGCAUCAGCAAGGACUAGGAAACCUGUGAAAAAUGCAGAUCAGCUGCUCCCACUUGAGACCCCCAGCCCUCUAUAAAUCAGAAAUGCCAGGAGUAGGCGCCGCACUGCGCCUUUUAACUAGCUCUUUGAAUCAUUCUAAUGCAUGCUGCAGUUCAAAACCAUCAAUCCACACAGUGCUCUGCAUGGCUAGGAAUGAUCAAUGUCACCCCCUCUUUAACUCUGCUCCCCCAGAAAGAAGCUUAAAGGCUUAAAUGACAGACUUCCUCUCAGCACAAUAGUCUCAGACAUGUGGGUUUAAAAGUCCAUAAUUCAGACUUGGAAUUCAAUUUGAAGGAAAACUAACUUCACAGUUGCUUCUUGUUUUUGUUUUUUCUUCUUUUCUUUUCUUUCUUUCUUUUUUUUUUUUUUGAAUGGGACUCCAGGAAUCCUCUCUUCCCUGAGUCUUUCUUUUAAAAUAUAACUGUGCAUGCACUUUACCUGACCACCCUACAGUCCAGAAAACAACUAAGGGACCAUUUCUCAUAGUUGGUUGCCUGUGGUAUCCUUAAUGGGAAACUCUUGUAGUGGUCCUGCAUCCUACUGAAUGAAUGUCUUCUGGUUUGAGGAGUGGAAGUCUACUGAGAUACAGUGACUACUUGUUAGAGUUUGGGAAGCUGGUUCAAGAUAAACCUCGGGGCUCAUAGGGCUUGGAAACAACAGGCACCAUAGGCAUCACCCCUGGGGUCAACUUCGAAGGCUCUCUUGCUGGCAUUAGAGUACUGAAUAUUCAGGUCACUUGGCAGAUGAGAAUGUCUUACAAAGCUAGGCUAAGAUAGUGAGUUAUCUGAGUAUGUGUGGACAUGUGUCUGUCUGUCCUCUAAAAUCUAACCUGAAACUCUUCAGUACUUAAAAUACCCGUGUGUGUUUGUCCUUGCUUUGAAGCCAGAAAAGCAAUUCAAGAAUCUGUGUGCCUCUACUGCUGCUGGUCAAAACUGAGCGCUGAUUGUCCAUUUGCGCUGGUGGGGGUGGGGUGAUGCUUUCCCGUUGACACCCUCUCUCCUGUCCUAUACCUCUCAAACAAACCUGACUACUUACAGCCCCAGUUCCAGAACAGCUCAUUUGGUCUCAAUCAUCAUCAUCUCCACUUAGAUAUAUUCUUUUACUCAAAAUCAAAGCCUCUUUGAGAGUCACAUCACUACAGCAGGCCAUUGCCGUGAUGGGAUAUAAUAUUUGCAGCUGAAGGCCUAAGUCAGAUUCCAUGCAAUCGCCUCAAAUAUGUCACUAAGAUCCAAAGCCUUGAUAUUUUUUUCUGACCUUUGAAAGUCACCUUGGAAGCCUCCACAGUGGAAACUUCCAAGGUGAAAUUGCCACGCAUCUCUCCUCGGUCCACAAUCCACGCACUGUGUAAUUUGCUCUGAUCCCGAGGCCUUGAAAUAAACCUGGAUUUGAAUCACAAAAGAGCAGGAAAACAGUUGGAUAAUGAAAGACCCUUAUUGAAUAGAACAUCAAAAAGGCUCGGACGUGAGAAGGUAGCAUAUGAUUGUUUUAAAACCAUAAGCAUAUUUGCCUGUGAGUGCCAUUCCCAGUGAUAGUCACAGGUUAAUGGAACAACACAAGUCUCCUCCCAAAAAGCCAUAUUAACCACCGCUGGCACAACUGUUACUGUAACCGGACUUCCCGUGGUUUAUUUGUAGAGUACAAAGCGUACACCAAUGAGACUUCCCGUUCAUAGCUCUCUAAACAAGGGCCAGGAAAGGAAAUGGCUAUUGUACAUAGGGACAGAACAUGGUUCUACCACAGUAUUCCAUGGGGCAGGCAAGAGGGUUGAGAUCUCCAGCUGGAAACUAAUUCACAAUUGUCCCAUGCCUCUAGUGGCUGUUGGUGGCCAUUCUUCACCACUGAACAAAGUUGGUGGAUGAUUUAAGGGUAAACUGAAUUCAUCCUGAGCCAUUAUAACAGGCAAUCCCUAUAGAAAAGGUUGGCAUGUCCUCAUGCCUGAAAGCUUCUCUAGAAAAGAGAUGAGCACAAACAAGUCCCCCACCCCGACCCCACAGGCUAAAGGGUAAAGAGCAAUGUGUACAGAUGGACUCCCAGUGUAAGGGAGCCAUCACAAAUAAUCCUCGCAGACAGACCAGGAGAAGGGAAAGACAGAAUUAGAGGCAAUCUUAGCGUGAGUGAGUGUACACAAUCCUUACAUUCCUCCAGCUCAACCUGGAGAUGGCCCAUGUCUAAGACUGUAUUUUCAAUAACUUCAUCACACUUGGCAUCUCCUGAAUGGUGGUUUGGUGGUGAUAAUAGGGAUGGAAGCUUAGCUGAAUCUUUCAGCUUUGAACCUCUCAAGCCAACAAAGAAAAUCUACAAAGAUUGCCAUUUUCAGCGCACAACACAUACAUAAAGGUGUGCACAUCCUAUGUCAGUAAUUCUGUGGGGAAACACAAUGUAUAACCAUCAGAAACUUUCCAGUGUAUUCCUUCAGUGUUUUAGAGAUAAAAUUGGAGGGGGAAAGGAAAGGUAACAUGCCCAUGAUUGCUAAUUGUGUUAAAAUUAUGAUCAUCAGAAGUACUGUUAGAAAUAUUUGUGUAAAAUACCUACAGCAAUGGAUCAAUACUAUUUGAAUUUAACUGUCAAUUUGUGCUCAUUAAAUAUUUGUAUAUCUGUGGUGUUGUAUGAUCCUGAAAUAGUGACCACAUACCUGAUAGGACUGGGAAAGAAAAUGGCCUCCUUGAAAUGUUAGAAGCAGAGAAAGUUACUUAUUGUCUUCUGCCAAAGAGAAUUGUUUAACGAUCUGUAAAAUGUAGAUUAACUUCUUGUAUUAUGAAUGUGAUUGUAAGAAAUGCUCACUCCAUCACUUACCUUUUGAAAAUGAAUUUUUUUUGUGUGUUUCUCAUGACCAAGGGAAAUAUUUUAAGCCGAUGUAAUACACAGAAGUCUUAGAAAAAGAAAGCUAUAUUUGAAUCUGAAAAUUCAGUGGCACAUUUAUCAGUCUUUUCCUCAAAUUUGGACAUCUCACUAGGUUGCAUUUGGAGACCUUAAACACACCAACACUAAUGACAGCUCUUGUCUCACAGAGAAAGCAUUAAAACAUUUCUCUUCAAGAACAUUGAGUGGACAGGAAUUACUGUCUGAUUUUCUCACCCAACCACUCAUUGACUCAGAGGUCUACCAGUGUUGCACAGAAAGUUAAUUGACUGUGUACGCCAAUUUAAUCUGUGCAGUUAGCAAGAACUAGCCAUUAAACUAUAUAUUUAAAUGUUUUGUAAAUAAAAUUUUGAUUACUACAGUUUUGUUCAAACUUCUGUCUUUUAAAACAAUUAGACUUGAUUUGAACUUUUUAAAUAAUCUGUUCUAUUAGAUGUUGCGUUAUUGACUGUGAUUCAAUGUACACUCAGCCAUAUUCCUGUGGGAAAUAUCAGUCCUAUUGACUCUCUUGGUAUGAGCCAGAAGCUCUUAGUUUCUCUAAGGACUUUAAGUAUAAAGACAAAAAAUUUAAAAAAAAAUUAAAAUGAAAUGCUAGUGAAGAAAUAAGAAGCCUAUUGUAUAAAAUGUAUUUUUAAAAAAUCUUAAGAUUCCUGUGAUUUACACUGCCUGUUAAUCUAGUCUCUUUGUGGAAUAACCACAGCAUAUUCGUUAAAAUGGAAACACCAAAUAUUUGUGAUCUUUGUAUAGCACCUUGUUAUAAUAUGUGAUUUCAAAUGGUAAACAUCUCUGUUGUGAUGGCGUGAGCCCACAGAAGAAUAAGUCCCUGCUGUUAUGUAAAAUCCAGCUCUCAGAAUUGAGAUUCCCUGCAGCUGCUCUAUCACCAAUAAACAAGAAUUAAUUGUGAAAAAAAUACUUUUUAAGUUUAUGAUCACUGUGCAUUUUGUUAAUGAAUUCAGAAAGUUUUAUGUUUACCAGAAAUUCUCUCAGCCAGUAAAUACAACUGCUGAUUUCAACCAUUCAAUCAUUUCUGUGGUUUCUAUAGUCUUGAUCUAACUACCAGAAAAAAAAAUUGGAAGAUCGGUGCAAAGUAUGUCCUAACAAAGAUACAAUAAAUGACUUUUCCUGCAUGCUGCCUGAGAUAUAUUGUAAUUUGAAAUGUCUUAUCAAAAAAAAGUAUCUAUUUCAUAACCCAAACUGUAACUGGUAAUAUUUCUUAUGUGUAUAACUGAACGUAUGUCAAUAUCAAAAGCAAUGUCUGUCAUACAUGUAUGUUAUAUGUGCUGUUUAAUCGUGUUAAGCUGUAAUUUGUGAGAAUGUCAUUGCCUGAACUAUUGACUGUGUACAAAUCAUUGUCUUCACUGUUUUCCUAAUCUCACAUAUUUCCUAACAUUGAAAUAUAAAUGUUUGUAAAUGAGUCAUUCAUAUUCUA